This is a messenger RNA of Maudiozyma saulgeensis, 1404 nucleotides long. The record is from the annotation of a GenBank genome assembly. Lineage: Eukaryota; Fungi; Ascomycota; Saccharomycetes; Saccharomycetales; Saccharomycetaceae.
AUGAAUCAUGCUACGAUUUUUAAAUGGAGUAGUUGUCCUGGAGAAUUAAAUAUACCUGAGACACCUGUAUCACAAAUUAAACGACUUCAUAUUUAUGAUUUUGAUAAUACCUUGUAUAAAACUCCAGGUCCAAGCAGGAUUCUUUAUACUAAUAGAACAGUAGGACGCUUAAUGAGUAAUGAAACUUUGACGAAUGGAAGUUGGUGGGAUCAACCUUGUUUCUUAGAGGAAUCAUUUAAGAUGUGUGUAGCAUCAACUAAAGAAAGAUUUUGGAAUGAAAAAAUGAUUUCUUUAGCAAGUUUAUCAUAUAAAGAUCCAGAGACAAUUUCUUUAGUAUUGACAGGAAGAAAACAAGCAUUAUUUGCAGAUUUAAUUGAGAAAAUGUUAGAUGUAACGAGAAAAUUAGCUAAAACUAAAAAAUUGAAUAAAAAUAAUAAUCUUGAUGAUGUUAAUGAGGAUGAAAAUUAUUCUUUAUAUGAAGAAUGGGAAACUGAUCCAAAUUUUUUAAAAUUUAAUGCAAUUUGUUUAAAGAAAAAAUUAGGUAGAAUACCAUCGAUACUACCAACAUUUCAAUAUAAAUCUGAUUUAAUUGCAGAUUUUAUUAGAAAUUAUCCAAAUUUAGAAGAAAUUACAAUUUAUGAUGAUAGAUUACGACAUAUUAAACAAUUUAAAUUAUUUUUCCAGGAUAUGAGACCAAGGCCAAAAUUUCAAUGGUUUGUUAUACCUGUACCGCAAGUAGCAAUAAAUUUAGAUCCAGUAGCAGAAUAUUCUUUAGUACAUAAAGUUAUUAAAGAAUAUAAUGAAUUGAAAACCAUCAAUGAACAAUUUUUAGAAAUUAAAUGGACUCCGAAAUGUACAGGGUUUUUCUUAACAAUGGAAUCGCAAAGAAGAAUAUUAAAACAUGCUUUCCUCGUAUCAAGAAAGAGUAAUUUGAAAAGAAUUUUAAAUCUUUCGGAAUAUCCAAUGUAUAUACCAAUUUGUGAACCAGGUCAAUCAAUUUCAUUAAAUACAAUUGCAGAAAUGUAUGUCAAUGAUGAAAAUGCAGCUACAUCAUUAGAAUUUUUACAAAAAUUUUAUAAUCAAAGAAAAUCUGAAAAUAGGAAAAAUGUAGAAUUUAUCGUGACUCAUUUUUCUUUUAAACCAAUACCAUCUCCAAGAGAAAGAGAAGGCUUAGUAUAUUUUAAAGUAAGACCUAAAAUUAGAUCAACAAAAAUUUCAACAUCCUUUGAAAAAGGUACACCAUUAAUUAUAGCGGGUCAUUUAACAGAAGAACCAUCAGAUAAAUAUAUUCGCUAUGAAUUUACUGAUAAUUAUAUGAGAGAAAAUAAAAUGAUUUGGACACCAUUAAUAAAAACAAUCACAAUAGAUACAACAUUUGGGAAUUAUUCUAAAAUGAGAUUUUAA